Molecule: messenger RNA, 1938 nt
Organism: Pyricularia pennisetigena
Lineage: Eukaryota; Fungi; Ascomycota; Sordariomycetes; Magnaporthales; Pyriculariaceae
Exons: 1
Coding region: 1-1938 (645 amino acids)
Source: RefSeq, a predicted model, not a curated record
AUGGACACCAGAACUUCAACAUGGUCUCAAUCCACGGGCUGCGAUGCCUCCCUACUGGAGAGUGUCAGCAGCACCGCCCAGCUCAAAGGGAAACGGGUGUCUGACGGGUACGAAUCGCCGCCUCUCCAACAUCUUCACACUUACGGAUCCAAGCCGCUGCCACCGGCACCUGCCAGGCGCUCAGUAGCCUCCUCAAUGAGGUCAGAGUUGAGUAACGCCUUCAGGACACCAAGACGAAGUAGUGAGUACGAGGACCGCCACUCGCACUACGAAAGAGACAGCCACCUGGACAACAUCUCGGUCAUGUUGGACGCCUCAGUAGCGGACCACGACAAGCGUCAGCGGAUGGCUCGUCGUACCAACUACUCUGAAGAUAGUCAUCUCAGUCCGCAGCCGAGUCCUCUUUACAGCAACCGCUUUAGCCAGGGUAGCUAUCGAAGCUUUUAUAGUCAAGGUAGCUAUCGGGGCUACCAGGACCAAAACCAUGACCCUCACCCUCCCCGACCCUCGGGCGCUCAUGCUUUCGAUCAUCAGUCAACCAGAUACGAAGAUCCUUACGUGCUCCCCAAGCUUGGCACUUCGUUCCCUUGCAUACCACCAGACGAGAUUCUUUCACCUCAGCCCAAGAGCUCCAUCUCCAAAAUCCUCCAAAUAGCCGGACAUGGGAGCAAGCCAGUCACAAGCCCAUCCAUCAAGUCCCCAACCGGACAUAACUCGGCAAAUAAGAUCAGCCAGAUAACGGGCCUUGACACUGCCGUGUCGACAUGGCAUGCCCGUGAAGGCUCGUUUCUGGAUGAUAUUUCACCCGUGUCGCCUGUCAGCUCUGCUGCAAGUCUGUAUAGCCAAGACCUCGAGACCACCAUCUCGGAACCAGAUGCGGAUUUGGGCUACACGAGGCCGCGGCGAUAUGAAGAUGUGUCCAGGGUGGCCGAACGACCGGCCAGUCAAGACGAAUCUUUCAGAUACUCCAAUUGGAUGCCUCAUUCGCCCGACUCGGUGCCGAUGGCGCUCAAUGUUCGCAAGUCGGGCAACAAGCAGGGAAACCACCAGCAGAGCCCAGCCGAGUCGUACAGGUCAGCCGGACGUCGUGCGAGUCGGACGCACGCCAACCCUAUUUCGCCUCAGCAGCGGCACGAUAGUAAUCUCGAAAUGGACCUUUAUCACGCCACCACGACGCAAAUAGCACGGAGCACGAAAGAGCCCCCGCUAGAUAAGCUAAUUGGCAAAGGCAAGCACGGCUACUCACCAAUGGGUCCCCAACUGGCAUGCAAUUUACUCGCCUCCUCGAUGUCUUCGAGACAGCAUAAAAGGGACGACCAAAACAAAAAACAUGACAGCUCGUCAUUGUCCUUCCUGGACCGCGUUCACCAGUCAAAGACCCGUAACGGACCGCCGACUGAGCUCCGCACCGGCGGCGAACGGUUGUCUGCUUUAGCUGUUCCAAAUACCAUGACCCCCAAGAUAAGGUCUGCGGCACCGACCCAGAGCGUCUUUGAUCCGGACAGCGAUGACGAGAGUAGUCGAGGGCCGUCGACCUUGGCCAAGAUGUUCAAGCGACACUCCGGGGGCGUCGUCGAAAUAAUCAGGACCACAACACCCAGUCAAGGGUAUUCCAGAGCGUCUCCCGCCGUAUAUGCGGCCGGUCCUGUGUCUGCCUCCUCGUCGACCUAUUCACUGACGGUGCCGCCGACGGUGAGCAGCGUGUCCAACCAAGAUCGCGUCGUCGUCGUCAACCGAACACUCAAGGCUGACGGACCUGAUACGCCAAUGCCACCCGGCAUGUUUCACAAGACUGGUGAACAUUUUCAGGGGCUGAUGGCCCAGGCCAAGAGCAUGAUGGGCAGCAAGUCGGAUCGCAAGCGCGAGAGUCUCAAGAGUAAGAUCAGGGUGAUUCCAGAAGGGGAGGUGAUUAGUGGAGGAGAUGGGAAACGGCGAUGA